CCCACCAAGGCUGGCCCAUGUGAGCUCUUCCAGGAAGUGAGGCUGUGCUGUCCUGAAGACGGGCCGGGCAGCUGGCGGCCUGGAGAUUUUGGAAUGAUCACUAAUGGGCAAGGAGUUUGAGUUCCUGAGGAUAUUUGCCGGUCAGUCCUGGCUGAGUCUCAGCAUUUCUCGGCAGAACCCAUUGAGAAGAAGGAAGAAGACAACAACAUGAGGAAGAAGAGGGAGCAGCCAAGAGAACGGUUCCAUGCCUGGGACUGCCCUCACGGCCUAGUUGGUUUACACAACAUUGGACAGACCUGCUGCCUUAACUCCCUGAUUCAGGUAUUGAUUAUGAACGUGGGCUUCACCAAGAUAUUGAAGAGGAUAACAGUGCCAAGGGGAGUGGAGGAGCAGAGGAGAAGUGUCCCCUUUCAGCUGCUCCUGCUGCUGGAGAAGAUGCAGGACGGACGGCAGAAAGCAAUACGGCCCAUGGAGCUCGCCUGCUGUCUCCAGAAGUACAACGUACCACUGUUUGUCCAGCAUGAUGCUGUUCAACUCUACCUCACAGUCUGGAACCUAAUUAAGGACCAAAUCACUGACGUGAACUUGGUGGAGAGGCUACAGGCCCUGUAUACGAUCCGGGUGAGGGAGUCCUUGGUUUGCCUCGAAUGUACUGUGGAGAGCAGCAGAAACAGUAGCAUGCUGACCCUCCCCCUUCCUCUUUUCGAUAUGGACUCAAAGCCCCUGAAAACACUGGAGGAUGCACUUCGCUGUUUCUUCCAGCCCAGGGAGUUAUCAGACAAAAGCAAGUUCUUCUGUGAAAACUGUGAGAAGAAGACCUGUAGGAAACAGGUCUUGCAGCUGACCCAUUUGCCCCAGACCUUGACAGUCCACCUCAUGCGGUUCUCCGUCAGGAAUAUGCGGACAGAAAAAAUCUGCCACUCACUGUAUUUCCCCCAGAGCUUGGAUUUAAAUCAGGUCCUUCUGACUGAGCGAGAUGCCUGUGAUGCUGAGGCACAGCCUGGAGGACAGUAUGAACUCUUUGCUGUGAUUGCCCAUGUGGGGAUGGCUGGCUUUGGUCAUUACUGUGCCUAUAUCCGGAAUUCUGUGGAUGGAAAAUGGUUCUGCUUCAAUGACUCCAAUGUUUGUGGGGUGUCCUGGGAAGACAUCCAGUGUACCUAUGGAAAUCAUAACUACCGCUGGGGGGAAAUUGCUUAUCUUCUAGUUUACAUGAAGAUUGAGUCUUAAUGGAUGUGCCCUAAACCUCCAGAGACUGACGAAGUAUCAUUUACCUUUUCUGUUCCUGGAUCUGCUCUUAAGAGAUUUUGCAAUGAGGAGAAGCAUCGUUUUCAAGUU
Ceratotherium simum simum (southern white rhinoceros) is the source of this 1335-nucleotide messenger RNA. It is a transcript of the gene USP18, whose product is annotated as ubiquitin specific peptidase 18. Gene Ontology annotation, molecular function: cysteine-type deubiquitinase activity. Lineage: Eukaryota; Metazoa; Chordata; Mammalia; Perissodactyla; Rhinocerotidae. Gene Ontology annotation, cellular component: nucleus; cytosol. Gene Ontology annotation, biological process: protein deubiquitination. The record is from RefSeq and is a predicted model, not a curated record.